AUGACGGUCAGGUGCGAGAAGAAAGUCAGCAUCAAAGAUUUCUCACUAGAACCCCACGGUGUCACAAAAAGGAAGAAGUGGGUUUGGUUGAUGACUGCGGUAGCCAUCUUGCUGGCCGUCGUUGAAGAACUGCGGUCUGGCAGACUACUCAGACACCUUGGUGGAUAUCGCCCUGAUAUCGAGUGCUCUAUCACCCCCGGAACCUUGGUGGCACCAUGGAUCAAGCGGUCUGUCAGCUCACAAAGAUACUGCAAAAAGCCCAGGCCCGUAAUGACAACCAUUGCAGUCGCGAUAAGGCAUUUGUACGCAGUGUGUCUCCCGAUCCUCAGCAAAGCCAGCCCAACAAAGACUCUCACGGUUGCGAUAGCGAAAACGUAUAUCGGCCCCGAAAUCACGUUCAUCAUCAUGCCCUUCGGUUACCUCGCGAGGAGAACAUCUCCAGCAUGA
This is a messenger RNA of Diaporthe amygdali, 447 nucleotides long. RefSeq lists its product as uncharacterized. The record is from RefSeq and is a predicted model, not a curated record. The coding region runs from base 1 to 447 and encodes 148 amino acids. NCBI's taxonomy places the organism in Eukaryota, Fungi, Ascomycota, Sordariomycetes, Diaporthales, Diaporthaceae. The transcript has a single exon.